AUGGUGAACAAGUCGCUCUUAGAAGCGUGCCGCACGGCCCUACAGCGCCACCCACCACUACUAACCGAGGGAGGGACGCUACGAAUACAGACGCUAUUUAGUCGUCCACGUCUGCUCCGAAGUCUCUUUCCUCUAGCGCACAUCCAUGCUAGUGACCCGAGCCUCUCGCCAGAAGCUUCUGUACCUGUCUGGCAAGAACAUGUGGUUGUUACAGCUGCCUGGACUGCGAAGGAUACGGAAGAAAAGUUGAUCUAUGCAAUGGAACUUUAUGUGUAUACAUUGCCUCAGCAAGAGGCCGCACUUGUAUAUGUGUCAAAACUCGACACGACAGGCUAUGGUCCUCGACCCUUGCCUUCGACAGUGCGCGAACAUUUGCCUGACGAACAACGGCAUAUACCCACAUUGACUACCAUACUCACAUCGACAUGUAUUGAUCAUUUUGCUUCACGCGCUCACUGGGAUGCAUCGACACCUGUCUCACACGUGUCUGUACAUGUUCUUGCGCGUGCACAAGGCGCCUACUUAUUCCCAUCCUCGCCAAACUGUGCACAGAAGCGUGUGUUAUCGGACAGUGCGCUUAUUCGCUGGUGGAGAGCAUGUCUUAGUGAUGUGGUCCUUCGUCGUCGUAAUGCGCGCGAUACUCGCGUAGAUGCUCACUACCUUAUUCCCGGCUACCAACGUCUUGAUUCUCAUGCCAUUGUGCCUCUGACUUCAUCCGCCACACACCCGGAAGUGGCAAAGGCCCAGUGGAAGUAUGGUCACCCGUACAGCGAACGCGGUGCUAGUGUAUCGUCCAAGGACGAGCUGCCACCGUUACCGCUUCAUGCUCAAAAAUGGGAAACUCGAUUUGAGAACAUGCCUCAUACCGAUGCAUUGGACCAGCGUGUUAUUCCCACACUACUUCCUGUUUUCCCAGACGAUCCUAAAGGUCGGUUUUUCAACGAAUUAUGCGGUACAGCUUAUGAGCCAGGCAGUUUAUUCACUGUAACUUCCACGACCGUGAAACCGUCGCUCGCUCAUCGCGGCGCUAUGGCUGAACGGCAUGCUUUAGAAAAGCUGAGCAUCGAUGGAUUCUGGGAGCGAAUGGGGUUUCGACAGGAAUGUUGCUCUGGCAACGCAGUAGGAGUGUUUGUUGUUGGUUGCACUGCUACAUCUUCCUCUGCUUCUACGUCUUCACCCUCUAAUAAUGCUCCCACGGCACAAACAUAUGCACUUCCACACCCCAUUUUGGAAGAGACUGUGCUGAAAUAUAUGCUGCAGGAUGCAUGUGUCUGGUCCGACGACACAGAGGCCAUCAAACUCACUCGGCAAUGGAAUCAAGCCAUCGAGAAAGUUCUCCAGCGCAAAGGUGGCGCUAAGCCUGAGUCACAGUCCCUUGUUGGUCAAGAUGUAGUGUGGACGACCAUCUCGCUCGAACGUGUACCGAGCGAUGUAGUUGAUGCGGCUAGCGUGCGUGCCCAACAGGCUGUUCCUGCAGCACGUGGUGAGGAGGCACCGGCCGUGCGCGUUUUGGCCGUGAAGCGUAGGAAACGUUCAUAA
Messenger RNA from Malassezia pachydermatis, 1539 nucleotides. RefSeq lists its product as hypothetical. Gene Ontology annotation, biological process: DNA damage response. NCBI's taxonomy places the organism in Eukaryota, Fungi, Basidiomycota, Malasseziomycetes, Malasseziales, Malasseziaceae. Gene Ontology annotation, molecular function: histone H3K56 acetyltransferase activity. Bases 1 to 1539 code for a protein of 512 amino acids. The transcript has a single exon. The record is from RefSeq and is a predicted model, not a curated record. Gene Ontology annotation, cellular component: nucleus.